GUUUUCAUUGCUAUUUUAUAUAAUUUUUUAAAUAUUUUUUUUUUCAAAAAAUAUGUACACUUUUGUUAAUUUCUUUUCUCAAAGUUUCUAUCAAAGUAAUCAAAUAAAUCCUAUUCCCACUCCACUUUCUUCACCAACUACUUCCUUCACUUUACAUGAAUGUACGGUUUGUAAGGCUUUAUACAGAAGUAAAUCUGGUUUAACACGACAUAAAACUAUUGUACAAAAAUACAAUACGCGGCAUGAAGGGUUGUAUACAUUACCUCUAGAAGCAAUAAACGAGUUCAAAGCACAGCUUGUUCACGUUAUUCAAGGACUGGCUGAAGCAGAUGCUAAUCAAGAAAGUCUUUCUGAUCAACAUGGUAAUCGGGUUCUAAAAAAUAGGCUAAAAAGAUUUAACUUGCCUAAAUUAACGGUUGAGUGGAAAUAUAAGAAAAGUAAAGAAGAUGCAAAAAAUAAUAGAACUUCGGCAGGAUAUAUUAAUUUAAAAUUUUGUGCACAACAAAUCUGA
Molecule: messenger RNA, 511 nt
Organism: Rhizophagus irregularis DAOM 181602=DAOM 197198
Lineage: Eukaryota; Fungi; Glomeromycota; Glomeromycetes; Glomerales; Glomeraceae
Source: RefSeq, a predicted model, not a curated record